UGAAGCUAUGUUUAGUACCGUCUCAGUCGCCGGUGCCUUUAAGAGCAGAGCAGAUCAGCAGCAUGAGGCGGGCACGAGAAAGUCUAAUGUGACUUUCCAAACAGAAACUAUACACUGUGUCAAGGAACACAAACAAGCCUUUCUCUCUCUGCCACACCGCACAGAACCGAGAUAUGGCGACUGCUGGCAGUGUGCUGUCUAAGGAGCAACUUCUUUGCCCCAUCUGUCUGGAUUUGUUCAACCAGCCAGUCACUACUCCUUGUGGCCACAACUUCUGCAGGGACUGCAUACAAAGAUACUGGCAGAACGCUAAUCUGGCCCAGUGCCCCAUGUGUAAGCACAAGCUGUUCAUGAGGCCUGACCUCAAAGUAAACACAUUCAUAUCGGAGGUGGCAUCUCAGUUCAAGGAGUUGGCAGAGAGGAGAUACGAAAAUGAAAUCAAAACCGUGGAUGGAUCAACAGGCCACGAAGGAGAGGUUUCAUGUGAUGUGUGUGUUGGAAAAAGGGUCAAGGCUCUCAAGUCCUGUCUGGAAUGUUUGGCCUCAUUCUGCGAGACUCACCUGGAGCCCCAUCUUGUCCUUGGCACCUUUAAGAAACACCGCUUGAUUAGCCCCAUGAUGAACAUGCAAGACAGAGUGUGUAGGAAGCACGAGAAACUGCUGGACCUGUUCUGUACCACGGAUCAGACGUAUGUGUGCCAGCUGUGCAUUAAGAAAGACCACAAGGCUCAUCGCACUGUUCGUAUAGAGGACGAGAGCAGAGACAGGAGAGCUCAAAUAAGAAACAUGAAUGAAGAAGUGGAAACAAUGAUCCACUGCAGACAGACGAAAAUCGGCGAAAUCAACCAAACUGUUCAACUCAGCAGAAGAAACACAGAAAGAGAGAUCGAAGAGAGUCGGCAAAUCUUCAACAAACUGCUCCAGUUUGUCCAGAGGGGCCAAGAGGAGGUGCUUCAGGUGAUCAGUGCAAAGCAGAAGCAAGUGGAGAGCAGGGCAAGAGGGAUUAUCAUGGAGCUGGAGCAGGAGAUCGAUGAGCUGAGGCACAGGAGCACCGAAAUGAGCCAGUUCUCCCACACCGAAGACGAUCUUUACGUCCUCCAGCGCUUUCCGGAUUUCUCCACAAUUCCAGCCACCAAAGAUUGGUCUGACACCCGCAUGGAAAGCGCUGAAUACGUGGGCACACUGAGGAGGGCGGUCAGGAGAGUCUCCUGUCAGUUGGAGGAGACAGUAAAGGCUGAGGUGAAAAGGCUUUGUGAGACUGAAUUUCAACGGGCUCAGCGGUGUGCCGUGGAAGUGACGUUGGAUCCUGACACAGCUCAUCCCAAGCUGGUGCUUUCUGAGAACAAGAAACAGGUUUAUCACAGUGAUGUAGCCCUCAAUCUCCCUGACAACCCAGAGAGAUUUUACCCCGGUGUUAGCGUUUUGGGAAAGGAGGGUUUCUCCUCUGGCAGGUUCUACUAUGAGGUCCAAGUGAAAGGGAAAACUGAGUGGGAUAUCGGAGUUGGACUUGAAUCUGUCAACAGAAAAGGAGGGAGUAUACUAAACCCAGAAAACGGCUACUGGACUCUGGGGAUGAGGAAAGACGGGAGCUACUGGGCGCUCAACAGCCCUCCUGUUUGCGUGCCGCUGGUCGAGAAGCCCGAGAGGGUCGGGGUGUACGUGGAUCUGGGGUGGGGGCAGGUUUCUUUUUACAACGUGGACUCUCAUUCCCAUAUCUACACGUUUACUGGAUGCUCUUUCAGUGAAAGACUUUUCCCCUACUUUAACCCCCGACGCAAUCACAACGGGGUCAACUCGGCCCCUCUUAUCAUCUCGCCUGUCGAUAUUGAAAAUGGAUCUCUUUCUGCUGCUUGAAUCCUUGCAGCUAUUUCUUUUUUAGCAUUUUGAAUAUAAACUUACAAACCUGCAGUGUGAUACUUGAUGCUCUGUUUGCCUGAAUAAAAUUUUGCCUGCUGA
This is a messenger RNA of Acanthochromis polyacanthus (spiny chromis), 1955 nucleotides long. RefSeq names its product E3 ubiquitin-protein ligase TRIM39-like. Gene Ontology annotation, molecular function: protein binding; zinc ion binding. The transcript has 2 exons. The record is from RefSeq and is a predicted model, not a curated record. Lineage: Eukaryota; Metazoa; Chordata; Actinopteri; Pomacentridae. The coding region runs from base 174 to 1853 and encodes 559 amino acids.